AUGUGGGGUGAAGUACGUGGGACGUACUUGAAGGCGGCUGAGCCACAGAUGGAGUUAUUUGGCUACAAGACGGCAAGAUGGAAACAAGCCCUGUGUAUUGUUGGCUUUAUAUUUUCUCUUGGCAUCCUUCUCCUUCUUUUUUACUGGAAGCCAGAGUGGGAUGUCUUGUGUCAGUGUGUUGAAUGCAGCUUGGAUGAAGCCAAUGUAAUCCUUCUCAGAACUACUGAUGAUUUCAAGAAAUUUUCCAAGAAAAAGGUUUGGUACAUUGAGCCUUUCACAGUAGAAGACAGAAAAGAACACAUAAUGGUUGCUGAUUCAAAGUGUCUAAUAAAGAAAGCCCUAUUAUUGCCAGAUUACAAGGUACGAUGCAUUAGAGUACAGAAGAUACGUUAUAUCUGGAACAUAUUAGAGAGAAAGUUUGAGAAGAUCGGGGUCCUGGAAGAUGAACAUUCAUGUUCAGAUAUACACACAGAGUUUGCUUCCGGUUUACCCAACAAAGAGCAGGAAAUUAGAAAAAAAGUGUGUGGGCCAAAUUCAGUUGAGGUAGAAGUUGUUCCAAUUUGGAAGCUGCUUUUCAAAGAGGUUUUAAAUCCUUUUUAUAUUUUUCAAGCAUUUGCAUUGAGCCUAUGGUUGGCAACAGGCUACAUCGAAUAUUCCAUAGUUCUCAUAGUUAUUACACUCCUGUCUAUUGUUGCCACAAUCUACAAUCUCAGAAUGCAAUCUGUUAAUUUGCACAAGUUGGUUGAAGCCCAUAACAAUAUGAUGGUUACCAUUCUUAGACGAAAUGGAGUUAUUGAAGAGGUGGGAUCUCAUAGUUUAGUUCCAGGAGAUGUCAUUGUAUUAACUGGAAAGAAGUUCUACCUGCCUUGUGAUGCCCUGUUAAUCACUGGAGGGUGUAUAGUGAAUGAAGGAAUGUUGACAGGAGAAAGUGUUCCAGUGACAAAAACGCCAUUACCAAACAUAGAUAACUCUAUCCCAUGGAAAACACACAGCGGGGACGAUUACAAGAGACAUGUACUGUUUUGUGGAACAGAGGUUAUCCAAACAAAAUCUCAAGGUUGCAACCUAGUAAAAGCUGUUGUACUAAAAACUGGAUUUAGCACAGCAAAAGGAGACCUCGUCAGAUCUAUUCUGUACCCAAAGCCAGUUAACUUUAAGUUACACAGAGAUGCUAUCAGGUUCCUUAUGGGCCUUGUAGCAAUUUCCCUUAUUGGAGUUAUAUACACAGCUAUUGUAUUUCCAAAGAAUGGAGCAACAGCAAGUGAGACAGUGCUAUGGUCACUUUUACUUAUAACCGUCAGUAUUCCUGCUGCAUUACCAGCGUCUCUAACAGUCUGCAUAUUGUAUUCUCAAGUGAGGCUUAAGAAAGCGGGAAUAUUUUGCUUAAGUGCACAGAGGAUUAAUAUGUGUGGACAAUUAAACAUUAUCUGUUUUGAUAAAACAGGUACCUUAACUGAAGAUGGCAUGGAAUUAUGGGGUAUUGCUGUAUCUGAUGGAAAAUGCUUUCAAGAUACACAUUGCUUUACAGCAGAAAAUAAUUUACAGUGGGGUCCUAUGCUAGGAUUGAUGGUCAGCUGUCACUCAUUGAUACUCUUGGAUGGCAAAAUACAGGGAGACCCACUGGACCUGAAGAUGUUUGAACGAACAGGCUGGGUACUUCAAAACAACGAAACAGAAAGUUCAGAAAAUGGAAACUGUUCUUCAUACAUGAUGGUGAAACCUGGACCAAACCAAGCUGGAAUGGUGCCAGUGGAAGGCUUAACAAUUCUCCACCAAUUUCCAUUUUCAUCCAGCCUACAACGCAUGUCUGUAAUAGCACAAGUAAUUGGAGAACAGGAACAGAUUGUUUUUAUGAAGGGAGCUCCAGAGAUGGUAAUACAGUUUUGCAAUGCAAACACAGUCCCAUUAAAUUUCCAAAAAGAACUAGACUACUAUACACUGCAAGGGUUUAGAGUGAUUGGGAUGGCAUAUAAAGUAUUUGGGACAAAUAGACAUUGUAAUGCUGAGAGUUUGGAGAGGGAAGAAGUGGAGACGGAUCUUGAAUUUCUUGGGUUGCUCAUAAUGGAAAAUAAACUCAAGCCAGAAACAAAGCCAGUGCUACAAGAGCUAAAUGAAGCUAAAAUACGGAUAGUUAUGAUCACAGGUGACAAUGUUCAAACAGCUUGUACAGUUGGUAAAGCAUCUGGCAUGGUUCCCGAUGGUAGUAAAUUAAUUCUGAUAGACGCCAAUGACCCUGAAGAAAAUUUUCCUGCAUCAAUAAAUUGGCAAACAAUGGAAGAAAAUGGACACAAGUCAAAUGAAUCACAUGUUGCUAUUCCUGGGCUACAUGGUGAGACAAGCAAUUUCCAUUUUGCUAUGACUGGAAAAUCUUAUCAAGUCAUUGUGCGUCAUUUUUACCAUUUGCUACCAAAGAUACUUCUUAAUGGAACUAUUUUUGCUAGAAUGAGCCCAGGACAAAAAUCAAAUCUUAUUGAAGAAUUUCAAAAAAUAGAUUAUUAUGCUGGCAUGUGUGGAGAUGGAGCCAAUGACUGUGGUGCUCUGAAAGUGGCACAUGCAGGUAUUUCUUUGUCUGAAUUAGAGGCAUCUGUGGCUUCUCCUUUUACAUCCAAAACUACCAACAUUGAAUGUGUGCCAAAGCUAAUCAAGGAGGGAAGAAAUUGCCUUGUUACAUCAUUCUGUAUGUUUAAGUAUGUUGCAAUGUAUGCAAUGAUUGAAUUAAUAUGCUUGAUGCUUCUGUUUUGGAGAAGAACCUAUCUGGGAGUUCGUCAUUAUCUUUUGCAGGAUGUAGCUAUCACUAUCACAGUUGCACUAACAAUGAGCUUAACUGGUCCAGCCAAAAAGCUUGCUCCUUACAGACCAUCCGGACAGCUUAUUUCACCACCUCUUUUAUUGUCAAUGGUUUUAAACUUUAUUUUCAGUCUGAUUGUUCAAACCAUUGGUUUUACACUUGUCCAGAAACAGUCGUGGUAUAAUGAAUCUGAUGUACUGAGUGGCUGCCUUUCAUCAAACAGCAGUGAAAGCAAUAAUACUAUACAUAAGGAAGCAUCCUUAAAUCAAAAUUUUGAAACCACUACUUUGUGGUUUAUAAGUGGAAUUAACCUAAUUGUAGUAGAAUUUGUGUUCUGCAAGGGAGGCCCUUUUAGAAGACCAAUAUAUACUAAUUAUAUAUUUGUAUUCAUGAUCAUUGCACAGCUCGCAGUCUACUUGUUUCUCUACUUUGUUGACAUUGAAGCAGUUUACUUUGCUAUAGAGCUUGUCUGCACACCAUAUUCUUGGAGAAUUAAAAUUUUUGUCAUGAUGGUUGUUCUUUUUAUUGUAUCCUAUGCAGCAGAGGAGGGAUUCAUUGAAAACCGAAGACUAUGGUUACUUAUAAAACAGAUUUUUAAUUACCAUUCAAAGAGUCUUUAUAGAAAAUUGCAAAGAACAGUCGCAAAAGAGCCACACUGGCCUCCUCAAAAUUGUAUUGAAUAUGCCAAGCAAGCAAUAACUGAGACAGACUAUAAGCCACAUGUAUAUGAUAAUCCAGCAUUUGAAAAUGUAGAUCACAAUCAUAUAGAAAAUUAAGAAAUCGCAACAAAUAUGAACUAUUUGGUUCCUAAAAUGCAUCCACUUUCCAAGCAAUUUUAAAGAAAAACUAUGGCUAUAAAAUAUUUUUAUAAACUUUGA
Molecule: messenger RNA, 3666 nt
Organism: Bombina bombina (fire-bellied toad)
Lineage: Eukaryota; Metazoa; Chordata; Amphibia; Anura; Bombinatoridae
Product: probable cation-transporting ATPase 13A4
Exons: 30
Coding region: 1-3564 (1187 amino acids)
Biological process (GO): polyamine transmembrane transport; intracellular calcium ion homeostasis
Cellular component (GO): late endosome membrane
Molecular function (GO): ATP binding; ATP hydrolysis activity; polyamine transmembrane transporter activity
Source: RefSeq, a predicted model, not a curated record